This is a messenger RNA of Stegostoma tigrinum, 3516 nucleotides long. Its product is annotated as microfibrillar-associated protein 3-like. The transcript has 5 exons. Lineage: Eukaryota; Metazoa; Chordata; Chondrichthyes; Orectolobiformes; Stegostomatidae. The coding region runs from base 819 to 1922 and encodes 367 amino acids. The record is from RefSeq and is a predicted model, not a curated record.
UUUCCCCCCUCCUCCCCGAGACCCGUUUAGCCGCGCGCCUAACUGUCAGCUUUUUCCACGAGAAGGGAAUUGUAAAUUUAACACGGCACACAUGGUAUUUUAAAUCUGACAUCACAGGAAUAACAGUAGGCACACGCUGCAGAUAGGUUUUCAUUCAAAUGUAAGGUAAUAGCUGCGUUUCAUCACCAAAAGAAAGUCCGUGAAUGAGUCUCUCGUGGGGAAAUAUAGAUGUUUAAAGGCAUCGGCUUCCUAAAACGUUAUCCGAUGUGAAAUAUAACGCUGACAGAACUGCAGAGUUUUUCCAGCACGUUCUGCUUUUAUUUCAAAUUAGCAACACAUCUUGUUUUUGGCUUGAGUGGCCCCUGUACAGUGCAGACGCUCUGCAGUUACUCCCCAAACAGCGCCAUCUGUUGACAGUUGGAGGGAGGGGGAAUGAGUGAACUCAUAGCCGCGUUCAGAGCGCAUGCGUGAGUUGUUGACUUCAGCGAAGAAGAAAAACAAAGGAAGCGAAGCACAAAAUCCUGGAGCAUCUCUGCAGUGUUUGCAGCUUCCUCUAGGAAAACAGGCUGGUGAGCGAACUGGUAUUCAUCACACUCUUCAAGGUCAUCAAGAUGUUGGACAGACUUUGGGAAGGACAGCUGGUUUUUGUUGAGCUUGGACCGACAUGUGAGAACCUGAUCAGGACUCGACGUGAAUACCACAGAACUGGACAGCUUAAUGAAUUGAUUUUUGGAAAGCUGUAUUUACACUUGAAGCUUAAAUUACAUUGCAUUGGAUUUGCUUGAGAUUUCCACAGUACUUAGACUUGCCCAUUGUAAAUGCUGAAAAUUUCAUUCUUUUCCAUGAAGCACUCAGGUUUAACACUAAGUUUGGUUUUCAACUGCUGUACACUUGUUAGCGCAUUAUAUAAUAGUACAAAUCACAGUUAUGUCAGUACGGAAAGGACCAUUUCUACAGCAAAUGCAGGAUCACAUCAUCUUUCAAGCCUACCAGCACAUCAUGACAUAAUAGUGAAAGAAGGAACCAGUGUAUUAAUUGACUGCAAUGUGAACAGCAGCCAGUUGCGCAGUGUACUGUGGUACAACUCAAAGGGAGAUCUCUUGGAGGAAACAGGAGAACUAGAUGGAAAAUGGCUUAUUUUGGACAGUGGAGAGCUAAACAUCACCAGAAUUACGUUUGCCGAUCGAGGUCGUUAUACAUGCGUCUCAACAAACUCUCAUGGAACCUUAAAUUAUACAGUCACCCUGCGUGUUGUCUUCACCACCGGUGACAUGGGUGUUUAUUAUAUGAUCGUUUGCCUCAUUGCUUUCACAAUUGUUAUGAUAUUGAACAUCACUCGCCUCUGCAUGAUGAGCAGUCAUCUGAGGAAAACUGAAAAAGCUAUCAAUGAUUUCUUUAAGAUGGAAGGAGCAGAAAAAUUGCAAAAGGCAUUUGAAAUUGCAAAGCGCAUUCCUAUCAUUACAUCUGCAAAGACGCUUGAACUAGCCAAAGUAACUCAGUUCAAGACCAUGGAGUUUGCCAGGUACAUUGAAGAACUUGCUCGAAGUGUUCCUCUACCACCUCUUAUCUUGAACUGUAGAGCAUUUGUAGAGGAUAUUAUUGAAGCUGUAUGGAUGGAAGAUGCAGAACAGGCCACGAAUGAAGAAAAUAAAGAAGGACAGACAGUUAGGGGCACUGACGAUAUUUACACUAUUGAUACUGAAAUACAACGCAGCAGUUCACCUGCAGGUGAAUCAGAUGACUCAUAUGCACAUGAGGAAUGCCAAGAGAUUGCAGUUCAAGUUUCAGUACAUUCUCAAUCGGAAAAACAGAGCAUUGACACACUAUCUCAAGGAAGCAGUCAACUUGAAAGUAGUGAAGAGAACUUACCCAAGAUACAAAAAAGCAAACCAGAUGGUGUAGUGUAUGAAAGCCAUAUAUAGAUUGUGUAAGGUAUCUUUCAUAUCGAUUAUGAAGGAAAUGUUCAGUGUGCAGAGGCAAACCUAAAACUGGUUUGCUGACAUGUUAUAAAUGGACCAGAAGGCAAUUAUAUUCAACCCACAGCAGAAUUGUAUGUAAUUGUCAACGUAAUGUUACUUUUAAUAGAAAUAUGUGUGUAGUUUGUCACUUGUAGACUGCUGCUGAAGAGGUUAAUAGCUGUUUGUAUCUAGAAGAUGCAAGGUAUGAGUAAACCUUUUUAUCAUCGUUAAGUAGUUGUUGUUUGAGAAUCGUGCUCUUAUUUAAUAGAUGUAAAGAUGAUUUGACUGCAUUUAUGAAAAUGAGAGGGUUGUUGUGUAGUGGUAAGUCACCAAUACAUUGCAAUCUCAUUGAAAUUAACAUACUUGGUGCAUAUGUUAUUGAUAAGCAUCAUAAUAAACUUAAAGUUUUAAUCGUAAGGAAAAUACCUAAAAUCUCAUGAUUUUCUAGCCACUUUUGCAGUCCUCUGAGAUUCAGACCAGCCUUGAGGACAGGACCUGCCCAGUGUAGUUUAAACCAAGUAUUUAUGCUGUGGUUCAUUAUUUCCCUAGCAAUCCCAACCCACCAAAUCAUACGCUGCAGACUUGAAAAAAGUAAUGUAAGCCCAUGAUUGUCCAGAAGAUCCACAUGGUAAGGUUUACCCUUCCUGGUUACAGUUGCACACUAUUGUUUUUGAAAUACCAAAAAAGAUUAGCAGCGCUGUUUCUUUUCGGUCUUCAAAAGUAUAUUUUAACAUGCAUUUCACAAUGUCUGUUUUGCUACAGUGAGGUUUGGAAGGAUUUUUGCCUGAAUUUAUUGUAUGUUCAAGUGCAUGGUUCUCUUCUGAUGUGUCCUUAAGUAAUUGGUAUAUUGAAUUAAUUAUUUUCUACAUAGUACAUGCAACUGUUUCUGCACACUUUAUUCCUCUUGCUCGCAUUUGUCUGCCAAUCCAAACACUUUAGUCUAGCAGCUCCUGAAUCAAAUCUUUGAUGAAAUAAUAAGUCUUACUUUACCACUUAUACACUUUCUCAAUUGUACUUCGGAGUGAUUUGUUACAAAGUUGGAGAAAUCUUGUACAAAUGCAGUGGUGCUUUAAAUUGAAUAUUCAGUAAACUGCAUAAAUAGAUUGACUCAAUACCUCCAUCCAUUUUCACUUUACCUUUUUGACAGGUAAACAUUAUUAUUUUUAUUUCUUCAGUCAGCUUAGUUAUAUUUCAUGUUCUUCCAUGUAUGUAAAUGAUGUUUAAAUUCAUAGUAGCACAGAUUAAUUCAACAACCAGCAGCAGUCUUCAAGACUGCUCACAGCAUUUCACAUUUUAUUUCCCUUCAUUUCACUGAAAUGUUCUUUUAAUCUUUAAAUGAUGGCUAAUAUAACUUAAAUUUCAUGGAUCUAUUUUUCCAUCUUCAGCAGUUUGGAAAUGUUAGUCAUGUAUACACUUUUGUAGCUAAAAUAAAUAUUCUUUAAAGUUGCAAUUUCAACUGUCAUUCUGUGAUACAGCUUUCUAUGAAGUAAAAGUUGUUCAUAACUGAUGCUGAAAUUGUUUUGCAGUUUGGUACAUUAAAUAAUUUCUCCCAUAUACA